AAUGCAACCGCUGCGCUCAAAAGCGAAGUACAAUAACGAGUUGGACAAUCUGCUUCUAGUUUCGAUCACAAGAUUGUACUUAUUUGAGGCUUCUGUUAUUUCUGUUUGUUGUCGAUUGCUUUAGUUAUAAAAUAUUCUCCCAUACGUUGCUCUUCACACUUUCCAAGAACACAGCGUAAACCUCAACGUCACAAUUAUGGACACUGAUUUUAGUAGUGGAAGUGGAGAACUACAGGGACCAGAAACUUCAUAUUUGAUUGAAUGUGUUGGAUCAGUGUUACGGCAGUAUAUAGCUGAAGUCUUAAUUAAACGGCCUGUGGAUCCAAUCGAUUAUUUGGGUCGAUGUUUAAAAAAUUAUAUAAGAAUAAGAGAUAUUGAAAUGAAAGAAUCUAUGGAAAACAAUGAAAUAAUCAAUUUGAGUCAAUUAGAAGAAAAUGAAACUUCAUUAGAAACUAAAAAUGAGGAAAAAACUUCAGAUAUCACAACAGAAUCAAAGAAUAAUGAACAUUAUUCAGAUGACAAAAUGAUUAAUAACGAUAUAGAUAUGAAUAACAUUAAUGAAAUUGAAGCUAAUAAUAAUGAUAUAGAGAUUCAGGAUAGAAAUCAAUUGCAAAGUGAUUCAGAGAAUGAUGUCAAAGAAUCAAUAAAUCAAGGAGAAGUAGAUGAUGAUGAUGAUGCUGAUGACGGUGAACAAAGUACAUUAAAAUUUGAUAAUGAAACUGAUGAUGAAAUCACUUUUGAAUCACAAAUUAAACAAGAUAUUAAUGAAACACCAUUAGAAGAUAUUACUGAUCCUGAUCAUCAUGAUGAUGAGAAUGAUGAUGAUCAAACAGAAGAAGUGACUGAUUCUGAAGUACAAUAAACUGUUACAUUAUGUAUUAUUAUUUCAUUAAUCAUUUAUUUCAUGUAUGAAUAGGUUUGAGUAAGUGAAUGAAUGAGUGAUUGAUUGAUCAAUGAAUUGAGUGUUUUUAUUAUGGACGCAAGUUCGAGUGUAGUAAGAACAUCAUCAUCUUUGAUCAAGUUAAUAUAUUCCAAUUUUUCCCCUA
Messenger RNA from Schistosoma margrebowiei, 1046 nucleotides. Lineage: Eukaryota; Metazoa; Platyhelminthes; Trematoda; Strigeidida; Schistosomatidae. The record is from the annotation of a GenBank genome assembly.